Aspergillus japonicus CBS 114.51 is the source of this 534-nucleotide messenger RNA. RefSeq lists its product as uncharacterized. The transcript has a single exon. The record is from RefSeq and is a predicted model, not a curated record. Bases 1 to 534 code for a protein of 177 amino acids. Lineage: Eukaryota; Fungi; Ascomycota; Eurotiomycetes; Eurotiales; Aspergillaceae.
AUGUCUUCACAGCCCACGUCUAGCGAUAACAUCACGCGUGAUGUCCCUAACAACAUCGCUGGUGACAAUCACGAUGCCUCCACCCAGACGAAGAACGAAGAACAACAAAACACCAACCCACAACACCCCAAAGAAAAGAACGCUGUCUCUGAAACCACCGUGGACGGACAACACUCCGAGAAUCACAAUGCCAUCACAGACGAUGCCACCCACCCCAAUUCCCCCAAGCCGAACAUGACACGAGCCAAUUCAGAUGAGACCAUCCAGCCUACUUCUCCCGACCCCGACCCCACUCUCCCCGAGGAGAUAGAGAACGGCAUCAACGCAGCCCGACUGACGAUGGCGCAGUUCGACCAACGCCUCACCAAACUCGAGGCUGGAGUCGAACAUCUCCAGCAGCAGCUCCAGGACCAAGCCGCGCGCACCCAACAGCUGGAGGCCGAAGUCUUCCGCCUGAUUCGAACCGCGGACAGUCAGAACGUGAGCAUUCUUCAGAUCUUCCAGCGCAUCGAAGAGUGGUAUUGGUUUCGCUAG